AUGCUCAUUGAUGGCGAGAAGUGGGCUUGUGAAGCUUGCGUCCGGGGUCACCGUGUCAGCAGCUGUCAUCAUAGUGACCGCCCUUUGACCCAUAUCAACAAAAAAGGCCGACCAGUCUCUCAAUGCGCUCACUGUCGCGGCCUACGCAAGUCACGGACAACCCACGUAAAGUGCGAGUGUGGUGACAAGAAGAAGAAUAGCCACAAAAAUGAUUCAGAUCCCCAUGCUGUGGAAAAGCGGGAUCUCAAGCAGGACUCCCGUCCAAGAUGUGGUUGCACGCAUGGUCAGCGCUGUACCUGCGCGCUGAAGAAGGAGCCUCAGUUAGACUCUGUACCAGAAACUGGCCUCCAUCCGCCGCUGCCGCACGCCGCACCGUCAGAACCGCCCAAGAAGCCACAGCUGACGUCGACCAAAUCGGAGGGGGCGCUCACGAUCUUCCGCGACGGUCAUCACAAGCCGGCGCACAAGCAUAACGAUAUGGCGCACAAGUGUGGUCUGCCGUACACGAUUCCCCGGUCCCAUACCAUUCAUGCGACGUCCGAUGUCGCCCGUCGAUCGUACGAGUUCCUGCCUCUAACCGAGCCAACCUUUCUGGAAAAGGCCUUUGCCAUUCAAACUCGGUCGGAGCCACCGUCGAACAGGGCCCAGCCGGCCGCGAUGCAGCCUCGUCGUCUCUCCAAAUCCGAGCACGGAACGCCCGAAAAUGCCCCGGUUACCGCCACGGAAGACAUGACCGCGACCAUUUCCCCGCUGGAUCUGUCGCCCUUCUUUCCUCCACCGCCCGCCAACCUGGAUCAACCUAGUGGCAGCCGAUCGGACUCGAUUACUCUGCCACAGCCUUCGAUGGAACCGCUUGAUCAGAUCGUGACCAGUAUGCCACCGCUCGAUGUCUCGUUCUCCACGUAUCCCACGACGACGACGACAACGUCCCCCGUGACCGGCAUGGCCUUCCAAGAUCCCUACCAGGAGCCGUUCUUUGCGUCGCCCGAUAGCGAGCACCCGGUGAGCUCGGCCACCUUCAGUGCACCGCCCGUCGAUUGGUCGAAUUUUCCGUUGUAUUCUUCGGAUGUCCCUGCCGCGACGAGCACGCAGGCCCCAUCCUAUGCCAGCUUCGACUACAACUCGGUGGCGCCUGGAUUCCCCGCGCCAUCCUCCUCGGGCGAUAUCUCGGAAGUGGAGGAUUUUGGGCCGCUGACUGGCCUGGGCCCUGCCGGCAACGACCUGCACGACCUGCACAGCGUGAGCGAGAAUUCCGAUCUGGACCAUUUCCGGAUCAGCUCGGCCUCCUCGUUUAUCGGCCUACCGCAAGCCCAGCUGCUCUCCUCGAAUAACCUGGAGGCGAUCGACAUCGACGAAUUCCUCAAGUCCGCGAACGAGUCGACGGCUGCGCUGGAACAUCAGCUUCAGGCCAGCAUGGCCAUUGAACCAAAGCCCAUGCCGGCGCAGAACAGCUUCGAGGUUAUGGCCACUCCGACGACGAGUCUACCGAUGACGACGACGUCGUCUCCCUCGGAGUCCAUGUGGCCCGCGACCAUGUUUGAUCCCAACGGUCCGUCCAUGGACGACAACAACGGCAAUUUUUAUGCUCCGCCAUGGGUAUAA
Messenger RNA from Aspergillus clavatus NRRL 1, 1602 nucleotides. Its product is annotated as copper fist DNA-binding domain-containing protein. Gene Ontology annotation, molecular function: RNA polymerase II cis-regulatory region sequence-specific DNA binding; copper ion binding; DNA-binding transcription factor activity, RNA polymerase II-specific. Gene Ontology annotation, biological process: intracellular iron ion homeostasis; positive regulation of transcription by RNA polymerase II; intracellular copper ion homeostasis. The record is from RefSeq and is a predicted model, not a curated record. The transcript is spliced from 3 exons. NCBI's taxonomy places the organism in Eukaryota, Fungi, Ascomycota, Eurotiomycetes, Eurotiales, Aspergillaceae. Gene Ontology annotation, cellular component: nucleus. The coding region runs from base 1 to 1602 and encodes 533 amino acids.